Messenger RNA from Penaeus monodon (black tiger shrimp), 1335 nucleotides. Its product is annotated as protein vav-1-like. The record is from RefSeq and is a predicted model, not a curated record. The coding region runs from base 7 to 1335 and encodes 442 amino acids. NCBI's taxonomy places the organism in Eukaryota, Metazoa, Arthropoda, Malacostraca, Decapoda, Penaeidae. The transcript is spliced from 11 exons. Gene Ontology annotation, biological process: regulation of GTPase activity; cell migration. Gene Ontology annotation, cellular component: cytoplasm. Gene Ontology annotation, molecular function: guanyl-nucleotide exchange factor activity; protein binding.
AAUCUGAUGAUGUGCAAGUCAGCCAAGUGGCAGGAGGAGAAGUACGUCUUCAAGGAUUGUGUGAAGCUUGAGAACUGCAAAGUGGAAGACACUGUGUUGGCUACCUCGGGAGGAACCAUCAGGAACAAGCAGAACAGCUUCUUUCUAGUGGUCAGUGGUAAUAAGAAAGCUUACACCAUCAUCACCAAGGACCUUGAUUCUAAGGAAAAGUGGAUGAAAAGUAUAACAGAUGCCAUAGAGAGUUUAUCUCCUCCAGAAAAUCAGACACAAAACCACUCCUUUUCAAUCACUACAUUCAAGAUGCCAAAUACCAGAUGUAGUAUAUGUAAAAAGCUAAUGAAAGGAUCUAUUUUCCAGGGCUAUCAGUGCCCAACGUGUAAGAUGAUUGUUCAUAAGUCUUGCCUGAACAAGUUAACGCAGAACCAUACGUGUACUAUUGAAUACCCAGGGAAUCAAUUUUCUGUUUCGCUGGCUGUCCCCCACAAUGCACCACAGCCUCCAAUACCGGAUAACCUCCAGGUGCAGGAGUAUCCUUGGUGGGCAGAGAGAAUGUCAAGGAAUGAAGCUACAAUUCACUUAGGAUUGGCGGCUGAAGGGACCUUUCUCCUCCGGUGGUCAGACCACAACGAGCAGCCUGUUUUGUCGCUCAAGGCCAUGGGGGAAGUGAAACACAUGCGUGUCUAUAGACAAGAGGAAACAGGCUACUUCUAUCUGAGUGAAGCCCGUUAUUUCACGUCUGUGGUGGACCUCGUUCACCAUUACAGAAGUUCACCUCUCUCAGAAAGUUUUACUGGGCUUGAUUGUUGUUUGCGUCGGCCAAUAUAUGACACAGCAAUAGUACGAUAUCCAUAUGAGGGGCCUGGAGCUGGACACCUCAGGCUUGUCCAAGGGCAGAGAGUCAUAAUAAUUAGUAGAGAAGGAGAGGGCCGUGGCUGGUGGAAGGGUCGAAUUGUAUCAAGGAUGGGAUACUUCCAAGAGAAUAUGUCACCCUGGAAACUGACCCCCUUGCUGGUUGGUAAUGCUGCAACCAACAGGUUUUACAGCCGAUCCAGUAGUUUCAAGUUUCUAGUGGAACAUUGCCAAGAUUGUUUACAUAGCAACUUUACUCAUGACUCCUACACCAACAGAUGUAGCAGUUCUAGUACUUCAGGGAAGUCUGUCAUGGUAUUUGGGAAACCCCUGCCAGUAGCAAGUGAUAUACUUUCUUUAAAUGCUUUGCAGCAAGGGGAAUUACCUUCUAUCUUCCCUCUAAAUGUAGAGCAAGUGCAAAAAUUGACUGCUCCAAUUGGCUCAUGUUGCAUGGUGGACAAGGAGAUAGAUCAAGUUGCUAAGUAG